UAUUGUCAAAGAGGCUAUUGUAAAAAAAAAACAUGUGGAUUUGAAUUAUACCAAAAUAAUAUUUGUUGUAUUUUAAUAGUUAUUACUUUCAAGAUAAUAUCUGUUAAUGAUCUGUGAUUUAGAUGUUAAGAAGCGUUUAUUUAAUCUCAUUUAAUUGAAAUCCUAGGAAUAAUGAAAAUAUCUGAGCAACCAGGUGACGAAGAGUCAGGGCUGACAUGCCGUACUUAUAUUUUUCAAAAUGAAAGUCACACGUUAGGAAAUGCAUUAAAAUGUAUCAUAAGCCGAUAUGAAGAUGUCCAAUUUUGUGGAUACACAGUGCCACACCCAGCUGAAGCUAAAAUGCACUUUAGAAUACAGACUCACGAAACACCUGCACUUGAUGUAUUAAAACGAGGAAUUAAAGACUUACAGAAAGUGUGUGAACACACUAUAGAUUUAUUUGAAAAGGAAGUAAAAGACUUUAAAAAUUAAUGUGAAUUUUUAUUUUAGAACAU
Molecule: messenger RNA, 494 nt
Organism: Melitaea cinxia (Glanville fritillary)
Lineage: Eukaryota; Metazoa; Arthropoda; Insecta; Lepidoptera; Nymphalidae
Gene: l(2)37Cg
Product: probable DNA-directed RNA polymerases I and III subunit RPAC2
Exons: 3
Coding region: 172-471 (99 amino acids)
Biological process (GO): DNA-templated transcription
Cellular component (GO): RNA polymerase I complex; RNA polymerase III complex
Molecular function (GO): DNA binding; protein dimerization activity; DNA-directed RNA polymerase activity
Source: RefSeq, a predicted model, not a curated record